CAAAGUCAAGGGUAUCAAAAGUAUUAAGGGUACCAGCAGACAUCACUUGGCGAACCCACCUCCUUUGGUGCUCAUUACAUCUGCAACCUUGAUUGUGCCCCCCCGUCUCAUCUUCCUCUACCUUAUCGGACGAAACGAUCGACCAACCUGAACGACUAACAACCUAUCUUUCGAUAUUCAUGUAUGACAGCAUCUGUCGCCUCGCCAUACUCACUUCUUUCCCUAUCAAACCUCUUCAAUCAGCCGAAAAUACGUAGUAAUGGACCGUACCACCCUCCAGACCCCCAAGAUGGGUCGCUCGCGUUUCUCAAAAGCGCUGCCUGCCCCUCCACGCGAGUUGGAGAAUGAUGUGCCACGGAUGGCGCCUCAAGAUCCUUCGUCUUUUCUAUACUCACCCUUUCCACCUAGGCAGGACAGUGUUAGUGUCAACAGUGUCACUAGUCCAGAUACUAAGCCAAACUUAAGUAAAUCGUCUCUGCCUGCGUUGCCGUCGAAUAAUACCAUGGAAGGCACUCGCCCACAAACAAGAAAGAACUCGAUUCCGAGGAAGCCGGUGGGACUGCCGGCAAAACCCACUCCAACGGCCGCAGCGGCCGCAGUCGCAAAGAAGAUGAGGCGGGUUUCUUCCAUAUCAAGCCUCUUAUCGGCAUAUUCAAAUACCUCGUCGGAUUCCGUUCAAAGAUCUUCGCAGGGAAGUAUCUAUACAAAGGAUAGCGAGCCUUCAAAUUCACCAGAGCGGGAGGGGAUGAACGAUGUGCAGAAACCUGCGAUAAAGUAUUUGCCGGAAAUCCCAAGCAACCCUUAUGCUGAUAUGGGAAUGACGGAUGAAAUGUUGGCAGCUUCUUUGCCGUCUCUGCCACCUCUCAUGGAUAUGGCCCGCUCGAAAACGCCUCCGAAUUCUCGGCCGCAGGACCAGCUCUCGGCAUCCGGGCCUGACGCACAAUUAGGAGAUCAAUCGGCAUCGUCACCAACCCUUGGAGGUAGCUCGCCCCAGAAACGAGAGAUUUGGCGUCGCCGAGCUUCGUCCAAAUCAGAUCAUAGCCUACUCGUCUCGGAACUCAAGCUAGCCGAUUCUCAUGGUUCAACUGCAUCCACCACACAACCCAUCAAUUCCGAAUUUCUCCCACCGCCACCAACAUCAGCACAAGCACCAUCACCAUCACCGGCACCACAAAUUAGCAACGCCACUUCUCCAUUACCUCCCAGAAACGCAUCACUUCCUGGAAGAAAUAUUCGCCCAAUCCGUCAACCAGAGCCACAAGGCGAAGACGAGAUGCGCAAGCUUUCGUCUAAACUCAAAGAGCUCACCAGCCGAGAUGAGGGUGGUAGAGAUGAGCCUGUCAAAAUGGAAAAGCCAGCUGCAGAGAAGUCUUCUACCAACACACCAAAAUCUUUGACAGAGACGACGGUGGAAACUCCUCUUCCGUCAGCACCGCCUGCACCACCCGCGCCAUCCGUACAAUUGUCGGGGCCCCCAAAUCAGUCCGCAGAAAAGUUAAACACGCGUCGCCCUGUCGGAGCUCCUGCGCCUAGCCAAUCGGAAGUUCAUAAAAAGGGAAGUUCAUCCGAUAUGAGGAAACAGAAUCCUGGACUACCGCGAUUUCCGCGACCAUCUCAGAGCAACUCAUCCUUGCGCUCGCCUUCAGCUUCUUAUAAUGCGCAAGAGGCUAUGAAGACCCCAGUUCUGCCGCAGCUGACUCUUUCGACACCAACGCCCUAUGCGCUACCAGCAGACUCGAGUGAACCUAUCAAGAAGUCUGACCUCUUCAAUAUUGUGACAGCGUUGAACGAACCCAGUAUUUCACCGGAUACAAGCAGCAGCCGCAAACCCACGCGCAAGGUCUCGAGAGAUGUUGAUGCGACCGCACUUAGUGACAUCGGCGAGGCUACGGAACAUAUGACUGCCGAGCAGGUGGACCGAAUUAAUGAGGCCCUCUCCCGUUUUCCUCGAAGCGCCGAUCAGACAGGUUCCCCGGCAGACACGGUAUGGCAGGCACCUCCCCUCGCCUCGCGACAUUACAACUGCUAUGUAAGCCAUGAUAAAUGGGUUGCUGUUAAGAACACGCAUUAUCCUCUAGCUUGCCAAACUUGCGGCGUCAAGGACACAAGCACACGCAAGACAUGUUCAUGGUGUAAUUUGCGCAUCUGCACCAAGUGCCAUGAGCGACUUACUGGUCCCUAUAAGUCGGACCUAAGAAUCCUCAUGGAGAAAAUGAAAAUCGAUCAGUAUGAGGAUAAACGUCGCGAGAAGGGCAAGCAGACUGCGGCCACUUAGACUAUUAGUUCCGCGCCUGCUCCUUGCGACGACACAACAUGAGCUUAUAGCCUUACUUACCUUACCUUCUUAUGUGUCUAUUCUUCAACUUCCAUCUGCUCUCUUAUUUUCUUAUUUUAUGCUAGGAACGACAGGCGGGA
This is a messenger RNA of Hypoxylon fragiforme, 2415 nucleotides long. RefSeq lists its product as uncharacterized. Lineage: Eukaryota; Fungi; Ascomycota; Sordariomycetes; Xylariales; Hypoxylaceae. The coding region runs from base 260 to 2275 and encodes 671 amino acids. The record is from RefSeq and is a predicted model, not a curated record. The transcript is spliced from 2 exons.